AUUCUUCUUUUUUUCGAUUUUGUGAAUUGAAAUAUUUUACUUGACGAGUUGGAAAUAUUGCUGCUGGGAGGUUUAUUUAUUUAUUUAUUUCCAAUGGACAAUGAGCAUUGUCAGAAUCACGAAGUGGGGAGGAGAAUGGAAGAGAGAUGAAACCAGAUGCAACUGAAGCUCAAAAUGCUACCAUAGCUCUGCGGUCAGUGGAGAAUUCAAAUUUGGUGAUUUCCGGUCCAGAGAUCGCCUUAUCAGAAAAGGUCGUUACAUCUAAUUCAUCAGUCGAAGUGGAGGGGCAUUAUGGGUUAUCGACAACGGAGGAAAAUGCUGAUACAAAGCGGAAUGGGAAGUCAGAAACCAGCAAUGGAACAAAUAAAAGCUGGGAAUCAUCGGAAUUUGGGAAUGCAGAUUCCGAUGAUUCUUCUGCUGCCUUAGACAAGAAGCAUGUUUGGUUAGAUGGUACUUUGCCAGAAAUUAGAGCUGAAGGAACCAACAAUGGAGAUGCUGCAGCUCAAUGAGAAGUUUGAUACUCCAUAAGUUUGACUCACAUCGUUCGUUAUUAUCAGUUUUCUCGACUAGAGCGGUCUGCUUGAUUCUGUUGUGAAUAUAAUUCUAAUGUCUAACUAAUAUGGUUUCUACUUGAGAUUAAAUUCUUUACACCGCCGGUGUAAACAUUUGUUUCCUCCAAAUCAAUUAUAUUGUGCCACGUCGCCAUUUUUAUUGAUUAAGACCACUGUUUUGUAACGUGGCGCGAUGUAAAUAAUUUAUUCUCUUUCUA
Messenger RNA from Rhododendron vialii, 769 nucleotides. RefSeq lists its product as uncharacterized. Bases 147 to 509 code for a protein of 120 amino acids. The transcript has 3 exons. The record is from RefSeq and is a predicted model, not a curated record. Lineage: Eukaryota; Viridiplantae; Streptophyta; Magnoliopsida; Ericales; Ericaceae.